AUGGUCCGAAAGAAGAGCUGGCUGGGGAGCGAGGAGGCGUUGGCCGGGGUGGGCCGGGGGCCUGGCUUCCCCGCAGGGCCAGGCGGCCGGAGACGGGCCACUGGGGGGCGUGUGGGUUCUGGGUGCAGUCGGCCAGCCCUGGCUCUGCCCCCAGGCCGCCACACGCUGCAGUGGGCGCUGGGCUGCGAGCGGGAGCCCGGGGGGGUGGUUCGCGGCUGGUACCAGUUCGGUUACGACGGGCAGGACCUGGUGGUGUUCGACCGGGGGAACCGGCGCUGGCUGGCGGCUCUGUCCUGGGCCGAGACCACGCGGCGCCGCUGGGACGCCCAGCCCGAGUUCGGGGAGCGGCUGCACCGGUACCUGGGGGACACCUGCGUGGAGUGGCUGGGCCGGUUCCUGCGCAGCCGGCGAGCCUGGGCCAGGAGGGCAGCCGCCCCCCAGCUGCAGGCCUGGUCCCGCCCGACCCCCGGGCGCCCAGGCUGGCUGACUCUGGGGUGCCAGGCCUGGGGGUUCCCCACGCGGGACAUCGAGGUGUCCUGGCUGCGGGGAGAAGCGAUGCUGCCGGGGGCCGAGGCUGGUGCGGGGCUGCCCAGCGGGGAUGGGUGCUACCAACGCCAGAGCCACCUACGGGUGCCCGAGAGAGAGGCCCAGGGGGUGCGGUGCCGGGCCAGGCACGGGGACCUGGAGAUGCCACUGGAGACUACGUGGGCCCCCAGGAGCCCGUCGUACCGAGGGGGCGUCUCCCCCGGGACCGUGGCCGGGGCGACUCUGGGGGCGCUGGGGGGCCUGGCCGGCCUGGCGGGGGCGCUGCUGCUGUGCAGGAGGCGAGCUCGCUGGAAGCUGGGACAGUCCAGGCUGCACCUGGGCUCAGAGGAAGAGGCGCCCGAACUCAGCUGAUCCCGUGGGUCUGGUCGGAUUUUCCACCCGGAUGCCUGGGUUCCUCGCCACCCAAGGCUGGACACGUGAAUGGAGUUGGAAACGCGCCUGGCCCUUGAGAACCUGGGGG
This is a messenger RNA of Gopherus evgoodei (Goodes thornscrub tortoise), 1006 nucleotides long. Its product is annotated as class I histocompatibility antigen, F10 alpha chain-like. NCBI's taxonomy places the organism in Eukaryota, Metazoa, Chordata, Testudines, Testudinidae. Gene Ontology annotation, cellular component: external side of plasma membrane. Bases 1 to 897 code for a protein of 298 amino acids. The record is from RefSeq and is a predicted model, not a curated record. The transcript is spliced from 7 exons. Gene Ontology annotation, biological process: immune response.